ACUCAUCCUCUCCUCCUCCCCCAUCGUCUUCGAAUUGGGGAUCUCGCGUCCCAACCAAGCCCCGCAGAAAAGCCCGAACCCAACCCGCUCCAAACCUAGGGUUUCGCCGACCCGCCGUCUCGCAGACCGCUCGCCGGCGCCGGCGCCUCCACCGCCGCCAUGUACAACGGCAUCGGGCUGCAGACCGCGCGCGGGUCCGGCACGAAUGGGUACGUGCAGACCAACAAGUUCUUCAUCCGCCCCCGGACCGACGGGGCCGCCAAGGCGCCGCUCCACAACUACGACCACGAGCUGGUCGAGCUGAGGGACACCCUCGAGGAGCAGGGCUACACCGAGGGCGAGAUCGAGGAGCGCGUCGAGGAGGCGCGCAAGGAGGCCGAGCUGGAGGCCGCUGCUGCUGCCGUGGUCGCGGAGGCGGGUGGUCGCGCAGGCGGCGGGGGCCCAGCAGCGCGUCCGGGCGAAGGGUUCACGGGCACACAGAGCCACCAUGUCGCAGCACGGAAGGAGAAGCAGCUUGAGACGCUGAGGGCUGCUCUUGGGCUAGAAGCUGAGGUUGGAGAGAAAAACGCUGAAGUAGACAGUGAUCCGGAGUCUGGGGAGCUUGUACCUGGGAAGGAGUCUGAAGAGAUAGAUGUUGAUGUUCAGAACGAUAGGAAAGCUUCAAAGGAUGGUAAGAAGCAUGCAAAGAAGGGAAAGAAGGAAAAAGGGAGUGAUAGGAAGAGUCACAGCAGAAGUUCUAGGAAGAGUAAGCACGGGUAUGAUUCAGAAGAUGAUUCUGAGUCUGACCAUGAUGAGAUAAAGGGAAAGAAAUACAUAAAAAAAUCCUUCUUAGAUAGAGAUGUUGAUUCUAAGAUUGUUCAUAAGAAGGCAAAACAGGGCAAAGGCACACACCAUGAUUCUGAGGCUGAUUCAGACAGUGAUCAUGGCAAGAAGGCAAAACACACAAAAAGCAAUCGUGAUGAGGGAAAGAAGGGGCCUGUGAAGAGCUCUCGUCAUGACUCUAAAGAUGAGAAGCCCAGAAGAAGCAAGUACAAGGAUGAUUCAUACAGUGACUCGGAGAGUGAUGUCUCGUACAGUGAUUCAGAGAGCGACCAUGAUCGAAAAAAGAAAAAAUCCUCUCACCACGGUUCUAAAGAUGAUAAACAGGCACCAAAAAGCAAAGAGAAGGAAGCCAGUUUGGUUAAGAAUGUUGAUAAGCGCAAGAGACAUGAUUCUGAUUCGGAUGGUUCUGCUCAUGAUAGGAAAAUACACCUUGAUGCAGCUGUUGCUAGGAAGGAUCAUUCCCGUGAUAAACCGAAGAUUGACCCAAGGAGUGGUGAAUAUAAAAACAAAAGGCCUGUGAAGACUUCUCGCCAUGACUCUGAAGAUGAGAAGCCACACGGCAAGGUCCCUCGGAAGGAAAAGUAUGCCGAAUCAGAGACUGACUCAGAGAGGUAUACCAGUGAAAAGAAGAAGCCUGCAAAAUCAUCUGUCCAUGUUUCUAAAGUUGAUAAGGAAGCACCAAAACAUAAAGAGAAGGAAGGGAAGACUAGUAGUAAAAAUGUUGAUAAGCGCACGAGGCAUGAUUCUGAUUCUGAUUCUGAUUCGGAUGGAUGGCAAAGACACGUUGACACAAAGGUAAAAAAGAUAGUGGAAGAGAAAAAAAGGGUGAUUAGCUCAAGUGAGAGUUCAUUUUACAGCAGCAGCAGCAGUGAAUCAGAUGUGAGCGAUGAAAGCCGUGAGAACAGGAAAUCUGACAGAGGAUUGAAGAAUGGUAAUGGUCAGAACCAUGCUAAAAGGGCUUCUUACAAGAAUGAGUUAGAGGAAAGGACAAAGGGUCAAGAUGGGAGAAGGAAGGAAGAGAGAAUGGAGCAGGAGAAACAAAAACAGAGGGAGGAAGAGAGGAAAGAGUUGGAGAAGCAAAAACGUCUGGAGGAAGAGAGGAAAGAGUUGGAGAGGCAAAAACGUCUGGAGGGAGAGAGGAAGGAGCUGGAGAAGCAAAAGCAGAGGGCGAAGGAGGAAGAGACAUUGAAAGAGAAGGAACAUGAGCGGAGGAAAGGUGAGCAUGGUGUGGAAAGGGACAGCAAAAGAAAGGUUGGAGAAGAUAGGUACGACCCAAAUUCAAACAGACUCAGCGAUGAUGAAAAUAGGGACCGAAAGACGCGUGAAGAUUAUGGUCGACAGAAAACUACAGAUUCAGAUAGGUAUGACCCAAAUUCAAACAGAUAUAGUGAUGAUGAAAACAGGGACCGGAAGAGGCAUGAAGAGUACGGUCGACACAGAGCUAGAUAUUCAGAUAGCCAUGAUUUAAAGAGGUCUAGAUAUGAUGACUCUUAUAAUCACUCGAGGAGGGAUUACGAAGAGCGCUAUUCUAGAGAUGAGCACAGAGACAGGAGGCAUCGUUGAACGCAGAAGUUAUCUUAAAAUGUGGUUUGACCUUUAGUCCUAAUAUACUAAGAAGCACGGACACGGGGACGGAAAGACGGGGAUACGCAUACGGGGACACGGGAUACGGCUUUUUUCAAAAAUAGCCAUUCGGGGAUACGGCAGGAUAUACAAGUAUUUAAAAAAUUUAGAUGAAAGAUUGUUAUUUAGUACUGACAUAUGUUGCCUCAUCUUUAGAUGAAAGAUUUUUUUUCUUUUGAGGAUCACACGGUCACUUUAUAUGACCCUGCACUCAGAGCCCACAUAAGGCCCAAUUCCAGGAAACCCUACACAAGUGCUCCUCCAGCUGUUCCCUAUCCCGUGCUCCUCUUUCCUCCCUGCCCCAGCAGCCAAGAACUGUAGCGAGGAGAUGAGAUGACUGCUCCUCGCCUGUACCUUCUUGCUAGUCUACGUCUUCCCUUUCAAUCCACCCAAAUCUUCUUUCUCCUUGCUGCCUGUAUCUUCUUCCCUGCUAGCGACCGUCGAGGUUGCCAGCUCAAGCGUGGCAUCCGUCGGAGGA
Molecule: messenger RNA, 2923 nt
Organism: Triticum urartu
Lineage: Eukaryota; Viridiplantae; Streptophyta; Magnoliopsida; Poales; Poaceae
Source: RefSeq, a predicted model, not a curated record